UUUAUAUCCUGAGCGUGACUUCAUGUGCGAACUUUGUAUUACUUGUAAUCACUUUUAGCUGUGUUGCCGAGCUUCCUUAAACCAGCUACUUGGCACAAAUCACAGUGAGCAAGUUCGCUGAAUAGGGUCUAAGCGUCUUUUUGUGACAAAAUUAACCUUUGUAAUACAGCUGCACAUAUCCGCUUCCUGUAUCCAGGACACUUGCAUUGGUUGUUGCCAUGUUUACACUGAAAGAUACGAAGGAAAAUGCAACAAUGCAGGAAAAGACAGAAAAAGGACCGAAAGCCUCGAAGGAAGCAUUAGAGUUCCUUUCCAGCAUCAGACCUGAAGAUAUAGAUCGGUGCCUGUUCAUGGACUCUAUGGUGACGGUUUCAGAAACUGGCAAAGAUAUAGGAGAGUUCUGUGUUACUGUAAAGAAUGCCGUCUAUAAUGAUGAACCUUGUUACUUGGUACAUGCUAACAGCCAUGGAGCAAUCGACAACAUCCCCUGUGGCACUUCGAUUAUGUCUUAUGUAUCCAAGAGUCUUGAAACAUUAGAGGAGAGUCACGAGGAAUAUAUGAAGCUACAGGAACACACACUGGACAAAAAGAUGCACAUAGUAAGGCAAGGCAAUCAUCUAGUGGUGAACAGAGUCAUCUCGCAGAAAGACGAAGUGAAGAAUAAAGUAUUCACCUUCCCUCUGCAUACUCUACAAGGUUUCGUAUCUGAGACCUCCAACCUCUUGAUCAUGCGCAUUUUGGCUCAACAGAAAAAAGUUCCAGAAAAUUUGACAUUCCUGUCAUUUGAUGCCGACACCCAGGUUGGCGUGUCGACCUACAGGAAGCUGGAGGUGACGAAACAGGAAGUGGGCAAAGAGAUGGUGGAGGUAUUUGGUAUUGAGAGGACUGUCUCCUCAGCAGAACCCCUGCAAACCCCUGCAACCUGGCACUGCUAUUUCCUGCCAGAUGGACAUUUAGCCAAAAGAGUACAGGUGGGCUCAUCGGUAACAAUGAACCUCUUACAUCUUCCUCCUGUAACGAGUGAAGAUGAGAGAGCUCAUAAAUCAGUCUAUGUGAAGAAGCCCCUUGUCUGGGAAGAGGACAUAGAGCUGUACUCGAAGUUUAUUGACAAAAAGGAAGAAAUGAAGGCUGAUUACUCCUCCUAUAUCAGACAGCACCCUGAAAUUAAAGCACUACUGGCUGACUUCCUACAAAUGGUGCUGUUAAGAAAGCCUCAGGAUGUUUUCUCCUUUGCCAGUGACUUCUUCUCUGCAUUUGACUCUCGACGCCCACCACUCAGCAGCUUUGAAGCGUCACCGGAUACAACAGCUGCUAAAGAUGACAAAUCUUAAUGUUUUGCAAUGAAU
Messenger RNA from Silurus meridionalis, 1346 nucleotides. RefSeq names its product ciliogenesis associated TTC17 interacting protein. The coding region runs from base 219 to 1331 and encodes 370 amino acids. The transcript is spliced from 9 exons. NCBI's taxonomy places the organism in Eukaryota, Metazoa, Chordata, Actinopteri, Siluriformes, Siluridae. The record is from RefSeq and is a predicted model, not a curated record. Gene Ontology annotation, biological process: actin filament polymerization; cilium organization.